AUGAACUUCUCGCAGUUUGCCAGCAACCUGCUCCAGUCGACGAGCGGGGCAGCGCAGCCCGCCCCCUUGUUCUACUCGACCCGCACCGACUGGGUCGCUCCUCCCCCGACCUCGUCCUCAUCAGCACCACCACGACGCGCCACCGCCGACUCGGACAUCCUCGGCGCCUCAGACGACUCGCUCGACCACCACCGCACCCGCACCCGCUCCGACCGCCGCUUCUCGCUCGCGAGCGACGACGCGAGCGACGAUGACGGCCCGCCGCCGCCGCCGACGACGACCCGCUCGUACGCGGCGCACGGCAUGGCGAGCCACCUCCAGGCCAUCCCGGCGUUCGUAUCGCGGCUCGGUGGACGCGCACCGGCACGGCCCGGGCGAGGUUGGCGCGCGUACGAGUCGGUCGCGCCGGGAGCGUCGGGCAGCGGCGGUGGGGCGGCGAGUCGCGGUGGGGGGCCAGGCGGGCGACCAGGGGCCGUCUACUCGGACGGCGAGGACGACGAGACGGACGACGGGGACGACGAUGAGCCGCUGCCCGGCGCGUUCGUGUCGCUGCCGCUCGGCGGUGGCGGAGGUGCCGCUCGCGAGCUGCCGCUGGCGCACGCGAUGGACGAGCCGCUCGUCGGGCGCCGCACCCUGUUUGUCUACCCUGUACCCGGCCCAGGCGGCGGCGGCGCCAACGCGCACGAGGCGUACCGCGACACGGGCUGGGUCGUCGCAUACGGCGUCUCGCUCCUCGCCGUCGCCGCGCUCGCGCUCCACGCGUGGUGGUCCGCCCCGCCGCUCCCUCCCGGCGCACCCUCGGCCUCGGUCCUCGUCACCCUCCCGACCCUGUCCCUCCUCGCCCUCGUGUCACUCGUCGCCGGCGUCGCCUCGCUCGCCUAUCUGCUGGCCAUGCGCCGCGCCCUCGCGACCCUCCUCACCCUCGCCGUCUUUGGCGGCCCGGUCCUGUUUGUCGCGACGGGCAUCGUCGCGUUUGCCGGGUCGUUCGCGACACGAGGCGUCGCGAGCGACGGCGGGUGGACGACGGGCGUCAGGUGGUUCGCCGUCGCGUGCUUCGUCCUCGCGUUCGUGCUCGGGCGCACGGCGCUCUCAAGGCGCAAGGAGCUCAAUCGGGCCAUCAGCGUCGGUGAGCUCGCGUGCGACACGGUCCUGAACCACCCACCCCUCAUCCUCCUCGCCCUCACCCUGUCGCUCCUGUCAGCCGUCAUCACCCUCCCUUUCGCGUCCCUCAUCGCGUCGCUCCUCGCGCACGCCCCGCAGUCGCCGCACCUCGCGAGCUGGGGCUCGGCCCUCACGCUCCUCGUCUUCUUCUGGACGCUCGCCAUUGGCCGGGGCGUGAGCCACGCCGUCGUCGGUGGGUGCAUCGGCACGUGGUACUUUGAGCGAGAGGGCGACGAGUACCAGGGCCCGCUCGAGGUGACGAGGGCUGCUAUCGUGCGCGCCACCGGGCCCUCGUUCGGCACCGUCAUCGCCGCGUCCUUCUUCCUCGCCAUCUUCGAGACGCUCGCCACCGUCUGCCGCACCCUGCACCGCGCCCUCUCGUCGUCGCGCCUCCCGACGCUCCUCCGCCCACUCGCCGUCCUCGCCCCGCUGUUCCGCACCGCGGCGGCCUACGCCGCCUUUUUCAACUCGUACUCGCUCAGCUACGCGGGCAUGACGGGCGAGCCGUUCCUGUCGGCGUCGAGGGAGACGGCGGCGCUCUUUCGGCUCAACCGGGCGCGCAACAUCCGCGACACCGCCCUCCUGCGCCUCACCCUCUUCAUCUCGUCGAGCGGCUUCGGCCUCCUGUUCGGCCUCGCCGCCUUCCUCUUCCUCUCGUCGUCGCAGCUCUCGCCCUCGUCCGGCCGCGCCGCACCGACGCUCGCCGUCCUGAGCUACGCCAUCCCGCUCUACACGACGCGCGUGUGCCACUCGGUCGUCGCCGACGCCGUCGACGCCCUGUACGUCGCGACCAACCUCGACGCCGAGAACCAGAUCUCGCACUGCCCCAAGGCGGUAGAGGCUUUCGGCACCCCAGAAGCGGACAGCUUUGGCAGCCUUGCCGUAUAGAUGCGCCCGCUCCUCCCUGUACCCCCGUAUACUUCGCGCCUCGUCGGUUCUCCUCCUCGUGUUGCCCUUCCUUUUACCCCCUCGCCUCUCUCUUACUCGCUGUCGUCGGACGUGUCUCUCUGUAACAGCAGCGGUCGUCUCUGUC
Molecule: messenger RNA, 2194 nt
Organism: Rhodotorula graminis WP1
Lineage: Eukaryota; Fungi; Basidiomycota; Microbotryomycetes; Sporidiobolales; Sporidiobolaceae
Exons: 5
Coding region: 1-2049 (682 amino acids)
Biological process (GO): transmembrane transport
Cellular component (GO): plasma membrane
Molecular function (GO): transmembrane transporter activity
Source: RefSeq, a predicted model, not a curated record